ACAUAAAUAUCUAUAUACACACAUAUAAAUAUAUCUCACACAUACACCUAUAUACCCACACAUAUAUACAUAUACAUACAUACAUACAAAUUCACACAGACACCUAUAUAAUCUCUGCGCACACUUCGUUGGUUUUCAUUUCUGGACUUGCCCCCUUUUUAAAGACCAUAAAAAGGAGAAGACCAGCUUGCUUUGGUGGAAGAGAAGAUGCAGACCUUUCUGAAGGGGAAGAGGGUGGGAUAUUGGCUGAGCGAGAAAAAGAUCAAGAAGCUGAAUUUCCAAGCCUUUGCAGAGCUUUGCAGGAAAAGAGGAAUGGAAGUUAUACAGCUUGACCUAACUAAACCAAUAGAAGACCAGGGCCCAUUAGAUGUGAUCAUCCAUAAACUGACAGAUGUCAUCAUUGAAGCUGACCAAAAUGACAGCCAGGCACUGGCAUUGGUUCAUAGAUUCCAGGAGUAUAUUGAUGCUCAUCCUGAAACCAUCAUUCUGGACCCCCUGCCUGCUAUCAGGACACUGCUGGACCGAUCAAAAUCUUAUGAGCUUAUUAGACAGAUAGAGACAUACAUGCAAGAUGAGAGAGUCUGUUCACCACCAUUUAUGGAGUUGACAAGUGCAUGUGGAGGAGAUACCUUGGAGCAAAUAGAAAAGAAUGGAAUUGCGUUCCCAUUCAUUUGUAAGACAAGAGUAGCCCAUGGAACCAAUUCUCAUGAGAUGGCUAUCAUAUUCAACCGGGAAGGCCUCAAAGCCAUUCAACCACCAUGCGUGAUUCAAAGCUUCAUCAACCAUAAUGCGGUGUUAUACAAAGUCUUUGUAGUUGGAGAGUCAUACACUGUGGUGAAGAGACCAUCAGUUAAGAACUUCUCAGCAGGUGUUUCAGAUAGAGAAUCAAUAUUUUUCAACAGCCACAAUGUAUCAAAACCAGAAUCUUCUUCCAUUCUAACUGCACUCGAUAAAAUAGAAGGUGUGUUUGAGAGGCCAAAUGAUGAUGUCAUCCAGGCAAUCUCGAAGACGCUGAGGCAAGCGCUGGGAAUUUCUCUCUUUGGGAUUGACAUCAUCAUUAACAAUCAAACUGGUCAGCAUGCCGUCAUCGAUAUUAAUGCAUUCCCAGGUUAUGAGGGUGUCUCGGAGUUCUUCAUGGAUCUCCUGAACCACAUAGCUACCGUCCUGCAGGGCCAAGCUCCAGAGGUGUCCCAGCUAAACCGUAGCAAACAUCUGGCUGAGCAAAACAGCAGCCUUGUGGGGGAGCGGACAUGCUGUGCUGCUGCAGCCUGCCGGAGCCUGGUGGGCAAAGACUCCUGGAUUGUGGACAGCGAGACCAACAGCUCCAUGAAACUUCAGCACCAGAGACUAGGCUGUAACUCUGCGGUGUCUCCAAGCUUUCAGCAACACUGUGUUGCCACAUUGGCAACGAAAGCUUCCUCCCAAUAACCCAAUCUGUGCCACAGACUGAAAGAAAAAAGAGAGAGAAAUAACCCUGUAGGCUCAAGGACCAGAACAGGCUGGUUGGUAAUGCUACUACUAAACAAAACAAAUCUUUGUUGAUUCAACACAAAUUUAAAAAUGAAAACAAAAUUAGUGGUCUGGGUCCACUUCAUCAGAUUCCUAUUGUAGAUCUGUAGUGAAUUUACACGUGUGUGUGUAUUUCUGUGUGUCUGUGUGUGCAUGUGUCUUAAUCAUUAGACCUUAAUAUGGGAGGAUGGGUUUUAUAUUCCACCCCACCCCACUUUCUCCCUUCUUUAUAAGUUUUAGGGAUCAGGAUCUCAAGGAUAAACCUCAAAGACUUGAUAGAAUGAUGCUAAAAUGUGUUCAGAUGUUCUUGGUUUCUUCCCAACACAACCCAAAGAGUAAAUUGAGAUGCUACAUGUUUUUUAUGUGUGUACUGAACACAGUAAAACCUAAAAGCCUAAGUUUGGUGUUGUUUACUUUGAUUAGAGUCACCUUCAAACUGUCUCCUCUAUUUCAUUUGUCACUGUGAAAAGUAGAGUAUAUCACCUUGUUAAAUUUAAUAAUAGAUGGAAGUUGUUGCAACACUGCUAGUGUCGUCUGCCAAAGGUGGGAACCAUGUGGCCCUCCAGAUGAUGGACUGCAACUCUCAGCAGACUUAGCCAGGAGAGCUGAUGAUGGGGGAUGCUGGGAGUUGCAUUUCAGAAACAUCUGGAAGACCAGAUUAUUCCUGUCUCUAAUUUAUCUUGUCUCACUAAUGGUUGGGAAUAUUAGCAUAUCUGACACAAGGGGUAACCCAGGGAUGUUCAUUUUUAACUAGUGUGUCUUCAUUUUCUGCUGCUUUCCUGAUCCUUAAAUCACAGUAGAUCCAACUCUCUUUGCGACCAUUACUCCCUCAUUUUCUCGACAAUGAGCACAAUAAGAGAGUAGAAGGUUAGAAGAGUUACUUUUUUGGACUUCACCUCCUAGAAUCCCCCAGCCAAUGUAGCAGAUUUCCUGGUGUUGUCAAUGGCUUGGGAGGAUAGGGGAAGGGAAGAGAAGAGAAGGAAAGCGGGAAGGCCUCGUUGUGUUAGUGGACGGCAGCUAGCAUGUUGGAUUUGGGCCAGAAGCUGACAAAUCAUAAGAAUGUGGUCUCCUGUCAAUUUUUCUGACUGCCACACCUUCCCCCUCCCUUCCCCCUUGAAAAUAUGUUUUUACAAAGGAGUAAAAAUGGGAGUGGAAUUCCACUUUCUUUUGUAGUGCAAUCUGCAGCAGAUCCAAGGGUGACAGAGCUCACUCACUUGGAGUCAGGCUAUAGUGCCAUGAUGUAGGCCAUAGGCAUAACCUCUCUCCCUGUUUUCUUCUUUUUCUUGGAGGGGAAAAGGAGCAUAUUGAACAUGCAGGUAUAUAAGCAACGCCACAUGUUAUUUUGUGACGUUAUACAAGGAAGCAUGAGUGCUCACAGCUGGUAAAGAUAAUCCAUUCCAGGAAGUGUGUAACAUAUUAUCCCCCCACUGAUAUUAGAUAUUUUUAGAUCUUUAAGAAGAAAGAGAACUGAGGAGUCUCAUGAAAUUUUGGGUAGGGGAAGAGGGAAGUGACCAGAAAUAAUGCAAAGACAUGUAUUUGUCCAACACUUGGGGGUAUAUUUUGUGGAAAGCCUAUAAGUUUUAGUUUUGUGUGGGGAGAGAAAGAGAGAGAGAGAGAGAGAGAGAGAGAGAGAGAGAGAAGUUAAUAUUGCUAUAGGACUUUGUUUUUUACAACUUCAGAAAAACCCCUGCAGUAGAUUAUAAACACUAUUAGUCUUUUCUUUAUUAAAUAAAAGACUCUUAAAUAGAAUUUAAAGAUCAUCAAACAUUCAUUCUGGACUACUGUAUCAAAUUUUGAUCAUAAUGAUUCUAAAUAAUUACCUCCCCCAAUCCCAAGAUUUGUUGAAGUGUCAUAAUAAAUUGUAGAGUUUUGCCUGUGAUUGUUUUACAUGCAGUGGAGUAAAUACGAAGCAUGGGUUGAACAUGGAUUUGUUAGCCACUUUGUGAUAGAGCAAGCCCUUUGUAAAUCCACGAGCUAAAAGAACAAACUGAAAACCUUUUGAAAAGAAUUUUGUAAAUUUUUCUUUUCAGCUUGAUUUGGUAUGGGUGUGCAUGUAACACAAGCCACGACUUCAGGUUGUCUUAAUGCAUGGCAUCUCUGAAAGCAGCUAAGUCUCCAGAAAAUCAAACUUCAUGAUGCCAUCUUGUUGAGUGUCAAUAUUGUAGUGUUGCACACUGGCUGCUCCUUGUGUGGGUCAAGAAACAAACGUCUUGAGGUAGUGUCAUGCAUCUUGCUUUACAAAACAUUACGAGGGAGAGCAGGAGGAGGAGUUGUGAAUUUAGCCCUUGCUCUUGGAGAGCAGGCAAUCUGGAGCAUAUAUGGUUGUCAUAUGGCAUUACUAUCUUACACCUUUUUUUUUGUUAACCAUUACCCCGACCUUUACCCAUCAUUUGUGGAAGUGGCAAUAUUAAAAUUGGAUUAUGGGACAAGCAAGCUAAAAGAGAAAAUGUUCAGUCUAGUUAAGUAACAGGAGAUGUUUCAGAAUUGUUUACAGCAAUCUGCGUAUUGGAUCCAAUUGCAGUGUCCUUAUGCUGUUUCUAAUUUUAAUAAUGACUAAGAAUUUAUUUUCAUGGCUACCUUCUAAAUUUUGGUUGGCUUAUUUUGCACUGCUUGUUUUCUCCAAAAUAAACUACUGAAAUAUAAUUGUGCAUUUUAUAUUUGUUUACAAAUGAUUAUUAAGUAUAUUUUGUAAAGUCUCUGAAGUCUUAACAAAGAGUAUGUCUUAUAGAAAUGCAUCCCAGAUCUUAACUAUAACCAAAGCCUGACUUUUAAUUCUGUACCCUGGUAAGUUGCCAGCAUCUUUCUCACCAUAACUAUAACUGAUGCUAAUUUAAGAGAAAUUAUGAUGUAAUUUUUUUUCAUAUCCCACAACUAUUCUAUAAUUAGAUGGCAUUAUAACUGGAUUCAGCAAGUA
Sceloporus undulatus (fence lizard) is the source of this 4423-nucleotide messenger RNA. RefSeq names its product inositol-tetrakisphosphate 1-kinase (gene ITPK1). Gene Ontology annotation, biological process: inositol trisphosphate metabolic process. The record is from RefSeq and is a predicted model, not a curated record. Gene Ontology annotation, cellular component: cytoplasm. The coding region runs from base 208 to 1428 and encodes 406 amino acids. NCBI's taxonomy places the organism in Eukaryota, Metazoa, Chordata, Lepidosauria, Squamata, Phrynosomatidae. The transcript has 10 exons. Gene Ontology annotation, molecular function: inositol-1,3,4-trisphosphate 6-kinase activity; ATP binding; inositol-1,3,4-trisphosphate 5-kinase activity.